Molecule: messenger RNA, 2193 nt
Organism: Phoenix dactylifera (date palm)
Lineage: Eukaryota; Viridiplantae; Streptophyta; Magnoliopsida; Arecales; Arecaceae
Product: ubiquitin-conjugating enzyme E2 variant 1D-like
Source: RefSeq, a predicted model, not a curated record
AUUUCGUCCUAUCCUUUGGCCCCAAUUCACUCUCUCGUUUGCGCUUUUUAUUACCCCUUUUUCCUCUCUCUCUCUCUCUCUCUCUCUCUACCCCCCCUCGAUCUCGGCGAACUGAAAUCUUUGUCGCCGAUGACGAUGGGGUCCGGAGGAUCGAGUAUUGUGGUACCUCGGAACUUUAGACUGCUGGAGGAACUUGAACGUGGAGAGAAAGGUAUUGGAGAUGGCACGGUUAGCUAUGGAAUAGAUGAUGGAGAUGACAUUUACAUGCGUUCUUGGACGGGUACCAUAAUUGGUCCACAUAAUUCAGUGCAUGAAAAUCGUAUUUAUCAGUUGAAGCUCUUCUGUGAUAAAGAUUACCCUGACAAACCUCCAAGCGUUCGCUUCCACUCACGGAUCAAUAUAACAUGUGUUAACCAUGAAACUGGAGUGGUUGAGCCAAAGAAAUUUGGGAUUCUUGCAAAGUGGCAGCGAGGGUACACCAUGGAAGACAUACUGGUACAGUUAAAGAAGGAGAUGGCAGCACCACCCAACCGGAAGCUGGUUCAGCCCCCGGAAGGUUAGCCAAUCUCAACUUGGAUAAAAGUCUUCUCGAGUUACCUGGAAGAGAAGGCCCAGAACAAACACCUGACCUGGCUGCACAACCAGUUCAAACGCACCAAUUGUUGUUAUCAGGUUUAUUGAAGCUGGGUUCUGCAGGUUGAUUCAAGUUGCCAGCGGUUUCAUGUUGAAUUCUUGUGCCUUUGGCUGCUUACCCACCAAAUGCUUGAAUUGACUUGGUUGCUCGAAAUGGAGCCAGAAGAAGCUCAGUUUACAUUUCUGAUCUCCGUGAUGCCUGGAUGAAGAUCUAUGAUCAGCUUCAUCUAUACAUGCACAGAGGUUAAUUAAAUUUUUAAGUUGUUUGUCCUCCAUGCCAAGCUUCAGAGUUGCCUGAUCUUCUGGUGAACAGGCCCCUUUAUUAGUCGGCUAAUGGGAGGCAUUUUGCAUUAAGAGGUGAGGGACCUUCUGGGAGGCAUUUUGCAUUAAGAGGUGAGGGACCAUCGAAAUUUAUCAGUGGAUUUGACCUCACAAAUGGAUUGCAAUAUUAAUUAAGUGAUGGAUGGCUUGUGGAUCCAGCUUGCUUUUGUUGGUUUGCUCCAACCCAAGAGUCCUGUUAUUAAAAGGAAAAACAGGCAAUCAUAUAUGGGGCCAUAAUUUCUUAUCUUCAAUCAUCGAAGAGGACCAACACUCAAUAAGAAGCUUUACAGCUUGUGAUCGUGCUAUGACUGAAACUAGCAUCAUUUCCUCAAUCAUUGUGCAAUCAACACCACCAUUUCAGGUAUUUUUUGCAUGAGUUAUUGCACCAUCGGCCGAAGCUCUGCGAUCCGGCAGUUUUUAACCUGCUUGACACUGAUGAUAUAUGUGCAGAGAGAAGCAAUCCAAUUUUUAAUGCUACAAAGGAUUGGAUAAUCAUGGGUUUUUUGUAAAAAAAAAUGUAGAUGACAUGGAGCAAGAGCUGAGGGAUGAGUUAUUACUCGCCAGAAUUAGGGUACUUCAAUCAGCAUUCUUCUGAGUUUGUUACUAGAGGAAUAUGCUCAGAAGUUAAACCCAUAAUUUGGUCAGGUUGGUGCUUCCCUUAAAUCAUGUAGGGCAAUUGACCCUUCCCUCAUGUUUGGAGUCUCGAAUGACCAGGUUAUGGUGAGAUUGAGAGGUUGCAGCAUUAUAUCUUUCGCACCAAGGAACGAGAAUCCUUCCUUCGUGCAAAUCCACUGUUGGAUCACCCACUAUAUAGAUCUCAAAGUGCUCAGAAUUCUGUCAAUCAAUCAUGUUACUGCUCAAAUCUCAAAAUGACCGGUGGGUAAGGAUGGUGAAUCCUUUUAUCAUGCGAAAGAUACAACCCUGACUCGAUUGAGAGAUGGUGCUAAUUAAAGGACGGUUUGUUCUUGGAGGUUUUGAUUACAGAGAUGGGGUACUCAGAAUCCGGUCAGGCUUCGCCCCCCUCUUGCGGCUGUUGAAUCAAAAAUGAUGAGUUGACUGUUGCUGCAAGAGCUAUAAUGUUUGAUUGUACCGACAUUUUUACGUUGUGGGUGUGAGCAUCAGGGAGAAAUUCUGUCCCUGGACCUGAAAAUCAAGCUUGUCACCUCUUUGCUAGCCAACUUCUCCAAAGAGAGAUCAGCUAAAUAAUGAAGUCACGAAUCUAACGAGUGCAAUUAACAU